This is a messenger RNA of Arctia plantaginis, 2826 nucleotides long. Lineage: Eukaryota; Metazoa; Arthropoda; Insecta; Lepidoptera; Erebidae. The record is from the annotation of a GenBank genome assembly.
AUGAGGUUCGUCCCACAACCUGAGAUCUACCAUGACGAGGCGGGUGGCUCCGAGACUCACUGGCUACCUGGAGCCUACUGCGACGCGGCCUACGCCACAGACGGACUCCCCGAGUGCGUCACACCUGACGAUGAGAGUAGUUUUUACUACCACGACCACGCUACCACUUUCACGGACAAUGUCUUUGUCAGCAAGACACUAGCCAACAUGGCCCCCGCGCUGAGAGUCGGUGCAUGGACCAAUGAGGCAGAGUUGAUAACCGGACUCGGUAUAGCCACCUAUGUGCACAGCGAGCGCGGUGCCACCGUGGGGGAGGAGGGCACAGCCAUGGCUCUUGACGACAUUGAGCGUGCCAUGUUGAAACGACGGCUGUUCGAGGAAUGGAAGAGGGGAGUCGGCAUAGGUGAUCAAGCCGUCAGCCCAGAACUCAUGGGCAACGAUAGGGCAUUCUGGGACACCAUCGUCUAUAGCGCGGGCGAGGAGUCAGACGCCGUGUCGGCGAUAGGCGAGUAUGCGCUCGGGAUCGCUAGCCGGACACAGCUCUCAUGGGAGGCGAACGCGCAGGCGAUUGAAGUGAUGACGACCAUGACGGGGGUGAGGACUCCGCUCGCCCUCAACCUAAGUGACGCAACAGAGCGAGGACGUUAUACCUUCGUAGAGGCUGAAAGGAUGCAGCAUAUGAAGGGGGUCUCGGGCCAUUGGCUCGAGAAUCGUGUUGGACAUGAAGGACUUGACAUAAUAGACUGCCCUAGCCUCGAGAAUGCAUUGAACAGACUGAACCUCCUGGAACUCGGACCCGACGACAUACGCAUGUGUGUAAAUCCCAUAAACCAGGAGGCACACAUAUACUCUUACCGCGUGGACACGGCCAUAAUGACGACAGUGCAGGCGCCACCGUUCGGAUGGGGGCUGCGGGUUCACUCGCGCAACUUCCAGACAGGGGAGUACACGGUGCUCACCCUUUCAGUAUCGGCAGUAUCCAACCUCGAGGUGGCGUACCUCACACAAGGGAAGGGGUGGCAUGCCCCCCUAAGAGCUUCCACAUCAGUGGGCACCUCGACAGCCCACCUCCAUUCUCGACUAACGAUUGGGUCCCUCCGCGCCAGACCAGGGAAGAGCGGGCAGGGAGCGCCGGAUGGUACGGAGCCAGCGGGUUUUCGGGACGAGGCGCCCACAUUAUCGCCAGAUGUCCCCACUGCGCCUGGGGGCGUCGCAAAUGUCGGCGCCGCGCCGGCCCCGCCCACCACGAAGCCGGGGGCUUCUGCAGAGGCGGCAGAGAGGAACGCAGAUCACGUGGCGGCGCAGGACAGCCAAAAACUACUGAAGGAAUCGACGGGGUGGCUCAAGCUAGGCGGACCUUUCAUAUACAAGGAGUGGAGACUGUUGACGUACUGGGAAACCUUUAGUGGAUAUGUGGCACCCGUGGAUAUUAACACACUGCGCGGAGAUGUGGACGAUUGGCUCACUGUCACCAAACACAACGGUGAGCGUAUUGACGAGGCAAGGUACGUCGUAGACAUAUUAAACGAGACAGUGAGAUUUAUGUCCGAGGAAUGGACCAUGCCGGAAAAACUGCCGACGAUGGAGGAGUGGGUUGCGAGUGGCGUUUGGAUGCGGGGAAAGGCAGGGACGGGGCGUAAUACGCUGAUAAGGGUUGAAGGAAAGGAGAAGAGGACUAGGAGGUACAAGGGCGUGGAUGCGGCACUCAAGAGUGACAGGGAGAUAGAGUACGAGCUAUGCGAGGCGCGCCGCGAGAAUAUGAAGAUCAUGCAAAAGAGCGAGGGGGGGAAAGUGAGACCGGCGGUGGUAGGGGGAAAUGAAUUGUACCGCAAGAUGGACUUCCUGUCAGGGCUCGUUGAGGUCGGAUUGUACGGUUCACGGACUAGUACAUUGUUCGCAGGGGCCGCGGGCAAUGAAACGAUAGAUAGGGAGUGGCUGGCGGAGGUGCGUAACAGUUGUACGCUUAAGGUCCCGCUUGACCAGUCCAGCUUUGAUAACAACCAGUCGAAGAGUACAAUACUAGCUGUCCUACUAGGGAUAGAACAACAUAUCAUGGGACACGCGGGUGUGCCUGAACAGUACAGGGAGGUAUGGAGUCGGAUGUGGGAUACAUUCACAACUGCGGGGGUGGAGGUCAUCAUGGGCAACGACCACCGCAGCUGGGAGAAUGGGGUACCGUCCGGCUGGCGUUGGACAGCACUUAUAGACACUAUCCUCAACAUCGUCAGUUUCCGGGUGGCGACACGCUACUGCUUAGAGUAUUACGGAGUAGCCGUACCGGUAGGAAAGUGCACGAUGCAGGGCGACGACGUGAUAUUCACGACGGUGUCUGUAGGAGCUGUAGAAGCCUUGGUCGCGAUGUACCUUACGCUGGGGUACAAAGUGCACCAGCACAAGACGUACAUAUCAAGGGACCAGGUUGAGUUCUUGCGACGCAGUUAUGAGUGUAGCGGCAUUACUGGCUAUACACCGCGCACACUGCUAGCCUUAAGAUUCAGAAACCCGAUCAUACCUAUACCGAUCGCUCCGGCGGAGAGACUGUGCUCCCGGCUGGCACUGUGGUCACUGGCGAGACAGCGGGGUGCAUGCCCAACAAGCUGUACACAAAUGUAUAUAGAAGACGCAGUGCAGGCCGGAAUUGACGCGAGUACUGCGUCGGCUUUCGCACUAACUCCUGCGACAUAUGGCGGAGCAGGACUGGAGAUACACGAGGGACAUAUGCGCAAUUACCACAUCAAGACAUAUGGAAGUAGACAACCGUGGAUCAGACCUCGCCGCCCUUGGAGGUACGCCCUACACUGGGCAGGUGGAAGGAAAGGAUAUUGA